Camelina sativa (false flax) is the source of this 1569-nucleotide messenger RNA. The record is from RefSeq and is a predicted model, not a curated record. NCBI's taxonomy places the organism in Eukaryota, Viridiplantae, Streptophyta, Magnoliopsida, Brassicales, Brassicaceae.
UUUUUCUUAUAAUACAGUUUUUGCUUUUUGCUUGCAUUGUUCUAGGUUGAAGCAACUGUUAGAGCUACAGGCCAGUAUCCAGAACGUUUUGGUGAACUCCCUUGCCAGUUUUAUUUGAAAACUGGAACCUGUAAAUUUGGGGCGUCAUGCAAAUUCCACCAUCCAAAGAACGCAGGUGGAUCCAUGAGCCACGUUCCACUUAAUAUUUAUGGAUACCCUGUGCGAGAGGGUGAGAACGAAUGCUCCUACUAUUUGAAAACGGGGCAAUGCAAAUUUGGUAUAACCUGUAAAUUUCAUCAUCCUCAGCCUGCUGGUACAACUGUCCCACCACCACCACCACCGCCACCAGCAUCUGCACCUCAGUUUUAUCCAUCGGUGCAGUCACUUAUGCCUGACCAGUACGGAGGUCCAUCCUCUAGCUUGAGAGUUGCAAGAACUCUUCUUCCCGGUUCUUAUAUGCAAGGCGCCUAUGGUCCAAUGUUACUCACUCCAGGGGUCGUUCCUAUUCCAGGCUGGAGUCCUUACUCGGCACCUGUGAGCCCUGCUCUAUCUCCUGGUGCGCAGCACGCUGUUGGGGCAACUUCUUUAUAUGGAGUUACACAGCUCUCUUCCACCAGUCCUUCGCUUCCCGGGGUUUAUCCAUCUCUGUCAUCUCCUACAGGUGUCAUACAGAAAGAACAAGCCGCCUUCCCAGAGAGACCCGGUGAACCAGAGUGCCAAUACUAUUUGAAAACAGGAGAUUGUAAGUUUGGAACAUCUUGUAAGUUUCAUCAUCCUCGAGAUCGGGUUCCACCAAGAGCUAACUGCAUCCUCAGCCCCAUUGGUCUUCCUCUACGCCCGGGUGUGCAACGGUGUACUUUCUACGUACAAAACGGCUUCUGCAAGUUUGGAUCAACAUGUAAAUUUGAUCAUCCAAUGGGAACCAUCAGAUACAAUCCUUCUGCAUCCUCUCUAGCUGAUGCACCGGUGGCUCCUUACCCAGUGAGCUCUCUCUUGGGUGCUCUCGCAGCCGCGCCUUCUUCUUCAUCGACAGAGCUCAUAACAGGCGGUGCAAAAGAUCCGUACUUGACAGGUUUGCCUACUUCAAGAAGCACAUCAAGCAUCUCGGCAGGCUUGAUAUUCUCACAGAGCGGCGGCUCAAUUCCAUUCUCUGACCUGCAACUCUCGAGCCAGACUUCUCUUCCUCUAACAGGUAGCAGAAUUACAAGACAAGGACGAGAAAUUCGUCGAUCCUUUUGAAAUGAUAAGCGCAGAAGAGGGUACGCAUACGCAGUCCUCUUGCAAUUCUUAAUCUAAAUCAUUAUUAUAUAGAAGCAUGUGAUGUGAAUUUCUAUAUAUUAUAUAUAGUCCCCCGUACCUUAUUAAAAAAAAAAAAGCCUAUUUGAGUAGAAGACCUGAGUGAGAAUCACAUAUAUAAGAGGAAAUCUAUAUGUGCAUAUAUCAAAGACAGGAAAAAAGGCUUCUUCUUUUUUUGUUUGUUUGUUUGUAUGUAUAAUGUUUGUAUAGAGACAGACAAGGUUUCUUUGUCUUGUCCGUACUUCUACUCCAGACCCAUUGCGGCUGAAUCCA